Molecule: messenger RNA, 1908 nt
Organism: Closterium sp. NIES-65
Lineage: Eukaryota; Viridiplantae; Streptophyta; Zygnematophyceae; Desmidiales; Closteriaceae
Source: the annotation of a GenBank genome assembly
AUGUGGCUGUACGGCAACGUUCUCACGCAAGGCUACUACUACGCGAACGUGUGGUUCGGCACGCCGCCGCGGCGGUUCGCGCUGAUCGUGGACACGGGCAGCACCGUGACGUACGUGCCGUGCGGCUCGUGCAAGCAGUGCGGCAGCCACCACCAGGACGCGCCGUUCGUGCCGCGCAAGUCGUCGACGUACGAGCCGGUGGGGUGCAACGCGGACAAGUGUCCCACGUGGGAGUGCGAGAGCGAGUCGGUGUGCUCGUACGAGCGGCACUACGCGGAGAACAGCAGCAGCAGCGGGCUGAUCGUGUCGGACAUGGUGUGGUUCGGCAACACGUCCAACAUCCCGCCCUCGCGCGUGCUCUUCGGCUGCGAGACCAGCGAGACGGGCGACAUCUACUCGCAGCAGGCGGACGGCAUUCUGGGCAUGGGCAGGGGGCCGCUGGGGCUCGUCACGCAGCUGGUGGAGAGCAAGGCGAUGCGCGAGGUGUUUUCGCUGUGCUACGGCGGCAUGGACGCCAACGGCGGCGCCAUGAUCAUGGGCUUCACGCGCCCACCGCCCGGCAUGAAGUUCACCUCGCUCACCCAGGGGCAGGGCACGUACUACAACGUGGAGCUGAGGAGCAUCGCGGUGGCGGGUACGCCACUGCCGCUGGACGAGGCGGUGUUCCGAUCGGGCUACGGCACCGUGCUCGAUAGCGGCACCACCUUCGCCUACCUCCCGCCCACCGCCUUCAACGCCUUCAAGAAAGCGAUGUCGGAGGGAGUGAACGGGCUGCGCCCCGUGCCCGGGCCUGACGAGGCGUACGAAGAUGUGUGCUUCAGUGGCGCCACCGAGGAUCUGGCGGAGCUGAGCAACUUCUUCCCGCCCGUGACGCUCAACCUGGGUGGCGAUGUGGCAUACGAGCUCAGCCCGGAAAACUUCCUCUUCCGCCACACCAAGGUGAAGGGCGCGUAUUGUCUGGCGCUCUUCGCCAAUGCGGAUGAGGGCACUCUCCUUGGAGGCAUCAUAACGCGCAACACGCUGGUGACGUACGACCGCGCGCGCAGCCGCGUGGGGCUGUGGAAGACGGACUGCUCGCACCUCUUCUCCCAGCUGCACGCGCUGCAGGGCUCCAACGCGCCUCCCCUCGCUGACGAGCUGGCGGAGCAGCCACCCCCGUUGCCCGACUCGGCACACGUGCCCCGCAACGCGUCGGACACCUCAGAGGACUCUCUCUUCGACGAGUGUGAGGACUGUGCGAGCAGCCUGCGUGUGGAGAUGCGCGUGCCGCUGCCCCUGAUCGACUUCGCCCCGCUCGUGCCCGACUUCGUGCAUGCCAUGGCACAGGCCCUCCACCUGGAGGAGGUGCAGGUGUCAGUGGAUAAGUUCGUGGAGGUGCGAGCAGCAACAGCGUCGUCGCCUGCAGUGACGGGUGUCAGCCUCUUGAUCCUGCCGCUGCCACCCGAUGAUGUCCUCCCUGCCGCCUCCGUUGAGCGAGUGGAGACAUUGCUGCGCGGCACCAUCAAGGUGAACGAUGUGUUCGGCCAUGUCACCGUCGCAGAUGUCUCCGUCAACCUGCCCCGCCCUCAAUCCAACCUGCUCUCCAUCAGCAGCCCGGGGUGGGUUGAUUCUCUUUUUCCGCUGCUAGGACUGGUGGUGGGGCUGGUGGUGGUGGUGGGCGUGGUGGUGGUGGUGUGGCGGCGCCGCCAGUCCACCACGCGGUACGGCACAGUGCGGCAGACGGUGGAGGGCGAUGAUGAGGAGCAAGGGCUGGCAGAGGCCCAUGACGCCGAGCAGGCCGAGGCGGAGGAGGAGGGAGGGGGGCGCGAGGGGGGAGAUGAGAGAAGCAUGAUGGGGUUGCAGGAGCAUAAAGGAGAAGAGGAUGAGGCACAUGAUGAGGGCACGGUGAUGCAUCGUGAUGUGGAUUGA